Messenger RNA from Spodoptera littoralis (African cotton leafworm), 1599 nucleotides. The record is from the annotation of a GenBank genome assembly. Lineage: Eukaryota; Metazoa; Arthropoda; Insecta; Lepidoptera; Noctuidae.
AUGAAGUUGGGAUUUGUGUUCAUAUUCUUAAUUUAUUUUAGAUAUAGUGCUGGAGUAAAACUGCUUGAAGCGAAUCCAGAUGUAAAGCGGUUAUAUGACGACCUCCUAAGUAAUUAUAAUCGUCUGAUACGACCAGUGACCAAUGUCAGUGACAUCUUGACUGUAAGACUUGGUUUAAAACUGUCACAACUGAUGGAAGUCAACCUCAAGAACCAGGUCAUGACAACGAACCUUUGGGUGGAACAAAAAUGGUACGACUACAAGCUGCAAUGGAACCCUGAAGACUAUGGAGGAGUAGAGAUGUUGUAUGUGCCUUCAGAACACAUCUGGUUGCCAGAUAUCGUGCUUUACAACAAUUGGGAUGGAAAUUAUGAAGUGACACUGAUGACAAAGGCCACGUUAAAAUACACUGGAGAGGUGAACUGGAAGCCACCAGCCAUCUACAAGUCUUCAUGUGAGAUCAACGUGGAGUACUUCCCAUUUGAUGAGCAGACUUGCUUCAUGAAGUUCGGAUCGUGGACGUAUAAUGGAGCUCAGGUUGACUUAAAGCAUAUGGACCAGUCUCCAGGCAGCAGCUUGGUGCACGUUGGUAUUGAUUUGAGCGAGUUCUACCUCUCAGUGGAAUGGGACAUUUUGGAAGUACCGGCUACGAGGAAUGAAGAAUACUAUCCUUGCUGUCCAGAGCCGUUUUCAGAUAUAACAUUUAAGCUGACAAUGCGACGAAAGACAUUGUUUUACACAGUGAACCUAAUCAUACCCUGCGUUGGUCUGACGUUCCUGACUGUACUCGUCUUCUAUCUACCUUCAGACUCUGGUGAAAAGAUAUCGCUCUGCAUCUCCAUCCUGGUGUCCCUCACUGUGUUCUUCCUUGGUCUGGCUGAGAUCAUUCCGCCAACAUCCCUGGCAAUCCCCUUGCUUGGGAAAUAUCUACUAUUCACGAUGAUACUCGUCUCGCUCAGCGUUUGGGUGACUGUUUGCAUACUUAACGUGCAUUUCAGGUCUCCAUCAACACAUACGAUGUCUCCGUGGAUGAAGAAGCUGUUCUUGCAGUUGAUGCCGAAACUCCUUAUGAUGAGGAGAACCAAGUACUCUUUACCGGAUUAUGACGAUACCUUCGUGUCUAACGGCUAUACCAAUGAGUUGGAGAUGAGCAGGGACAGCUUAACGGAUGCCUUUGGUGAUUCCAAAGAUAAUGGUGAUUAUCGUAAAUCACCAGCUCCAGAAGAUGAUAUGCUGUCUGCUGGAGGUGCUCAUCAAAGACCUUCAGUGACUGAAUCAGAGAACAUGUUGCCGCGUCACCUCUCGCCUGAAGUGGCUGCUGCAUUGAAGAGUGUCAGGUUCAUAGCACAACACAUCAAGGAUGCUGAUAAAGAUAAUGAGGUGGUAGAAGACUGGAAAUUCAUGUCGAUGGUACUAGAUCGCUUCUUCCUAUGGCUGUUCACCAUCGCUUGCUUCGUCGGCACCUUCGGCAUCAUCUUCCAGUCACCUUCACUCUACGACACCAGGGUACCAGUAGACCAGCAAAUCUCGUCCAUACCGAUGAAAAAGAACAACUUCUUCUACCCUAAAGAUAUUGAAACUAUUGGUAUUAUCAGUUAA